Molecule: messenger RNA, 1281 nt
Organism: Naegleria gruberi
Lineage: Eukaryota; Heterolobosea; Eutetramitea; Acrasida; Naegleriidae
Exons: 1
Coding region: 1-1281 (426 amino acids)
Biological process (GO): ribosome biogenesis
Cellular component (GO): nucleolus; Noc4p-Nop14p complex; small-subunit processome
Source: RefSeq, a predicted model, not a curated record
AUGAGCAAGACAACAACAAGAACAUCUUCGGAAAGUAAAUUAGCCUUUACAUCAUCGGAGGCUAUUAAAAAGAUGGCUGAUGGUAUCAUUUCGGAUAAGAAGAAUACAAAUAAUUUGGUUAAAUUAACAGAGUUUUUAGAAGAAUUAUUUCCUUUAUCUUCUCAAAAACAUCGUAAACUUGCUCUUCAAACAAUUUCAUCACUUGUGGAUGUUUUUAGUCACUUUUUUGAGGAAGGAACUCUUAUAUUAACAGUAACAGAAUCAAAAAAUCAAAAAGAUGCUGUCGCUUGUGAUGUUAGUAAAGAAAAAUCGAUACAAAAAAAGGAAUAUAUGAAAUGGAUUUAUGAACAAUAUGUUUCAUUCACAAAAUAUUUACCACUUUAUGCUGUUCACUAUUUUACUAAAUUUAAUGAAAAUUAUGAAGAAAUUGAAACUGUUAUUAAGGCUAUUUUGGAUCUUUCUAAAAAGGAAUUAACUUCUGCUAGUGGAUCAACACUUGUUGAAAUGGAAAGAGAAAGAAAUAGAAUUAACACUAUUAUAAAUGAAGGUCCAUUCGGUUCUUUUAUUUAUCAUUUGAUAUAUGACCCAAAUAACAGUGAAGGAAAAGAAUUUGUUAUCACUUGUCUUAAAGAAUAUAUUUUCAAAUUCCAUGAUUUGAGAUUUUUUGCUUACAUUUCAUUGACAAAUGCUAUCAGAAAGAUUCGUUCAAAGAAGAAGAGAAUGCUUACAUAUCCACAACUUUAUGAUAAUGUUUUGCAAAUUAUUGAUGGUAUUCCAAUAAUUGAUGUUAUUGGUAGAUUUUAUUUAUAUGAUGGUUAUGAUUAUGAUAGUGAUGAAGUAAAUAGUGAUGAAGAAGAUGGAAUGGAUGAAGAUGGUCCAAAUGAAGAUGGUAUUCCAGAUGAUUUUAUGAUGGAUCCUGAAUUGGGUGAUUUGAGUUCAUUGACUUUACCAAGUUCUCAAAAGAAAUCAACAGAAGAAAAGAAGGAAAGCGAAGAAAAGGAUGAAGAAAUGAAGGACGAAGAUAAGGAAAAUAAUUUACUUGAUCCAGAUGUUCACAUUAAUGCCUAUACAAACUUUUGGCUUGCCUUCUUACAAAUACCAGAAAUGACUAGAUCUGUUUAUGAAAAAGUUUUGAGAAAGAUGAGCACAGAAAUUAUUCCACAAUUUGAAGAUCCAUUCUUGUUGAAUGAUUUCAUUUCUAAUUCUUUUGAUCAGGGAGGAUUGGUUGCACUUCUCUCAGUUAAGAGUUUAUUCAUUUUGAUUACCGAGUAUAAUUUGUAA